UUAUUAUUUUCCAAAAAAAUAAUUAUUCUUCAGCGUGGAGCUUGUUAGAGAGAGAGAAAAAAAAGCCUGAGGAAUCUCGCAGAAAUCUCGGUUCGAUUUUCGGGGUUGGAUUAGGGCUAAUCGGUUACGUUUCCCUUGUAUAUUCUUGCUCGUUUUCUCAGAAAUUUCUGCUGUUUGUGAGAAUCUAUUAUUAUUCAGGGUAUGAACCAUUGGAUAGCAAAGCACUGGUUUAGAGGCACAAGCACAAGGACAAGAGGACAGUUCCUUGGCCUGAAAAACAACCCAUGAAAAAAUCUUUUUCAUUUACUGGAAGUUAAAUGUUCAGAAAAGUGGCAUGGGCUUUGCAGUGUCAUUAUUUGUAAGAUUGGGAGGCAUAUAAUGAGUUGCACGAAGUUCAGAUUCAAUUAUGAUAACAAUCAUCGAAAACAUAAAAUUAAGGAUUGUUGGAGGAAGAAGAGGUGAACAGUGGCAGGCCCAGGAGUCCGAUCUCUAAAUAAGUGAGUUUACUUAUUUGGUGCACAAUGGUCUGUGGAAGGUGGUGUGAGAUUUGGCCAUUUAAAAGAAAAGAAAAAUUUAAUGCAAAAGAAAGCCUGUGCAGGUGAUAGAACAUAUCAGACAAUUAAGGUUUUUACUAGUACGUACUUCAUUAUGGAAAAGUGCAAUAGAUUAUCACAGGGUUGAAUGGUGGGUUAAAAAUGAAAGCAUAAGUGGAGAAAGCUAAUUUAUCAUAUAGUCAUAAAACAUGACUUCAGAUCAAACUCUUGCAUGUGUUCUUGGUGGUGGAUAAAGGAUCUUGGAGGAAUGUCAGACUUGUGCUUGUAUGAGCUUGAAGAUAAUGUGUGGGAUGAAUUUGAAGAAAGUGACGAUCAUAUAGUGCCUCAUCCUAUUAAUACACACGGAGAUCAUUCACCGAGAGACGGAAGUGGUUGCAAGAAGCGACAGAAUGAAGUAAUUGGUGCUGCUAAUCUUGAUACUUCAUCUAAAGUACACCGUGUCCAAGGAAAGGAGAAAAGAAAAUUACCUUAUGCGACCAGUGACCACAGUAUGUUGGAAAAGAGUCCAUGGGGUCACAAUCCUGAUAGUGUGUUUCCUGCAUAUGAAACUAAUGAAAUGAAAGAAGUGACUAGUAUAGCAUCUGAUGAUACAAUGAGGUCCACUCUUUCUUUCAAAAGUAGCAAUGUGGAAUCAGGAGCCUGUGAGUUCUGUGAUGAUGAUACUAUCAUGGGUGAUGGGUGUGCUGCAGUCAAUAAUAAUUUAUAUCGUUAUCCACUUAGUCAAGUACCCCAAACUGGCAAUGAUCUCAGUUUCUUUGAUAAUGAUAAUGAAGACAGAGAAAAUUCAGGUCUGCUAUUUUAUGGUUGGCCGGAUAUUGGAAAUUUUGAAGAUGUUGACAGGAUGUUUAGCAGAAACUGUGACUCAACGUUUGGAAUAGAGAGUCUCAGCAAUGAUGAGGAGUUGUGCUGGUUUCCGCCUUCAAAUGAUACUGAAGGGUCUGAAAACACAUUGAAGUCUGGAUUGAAAUUUUCAGGUUCAAAUGCUGGUUCAUCAGUAGGUGUCUCUGACCAUCAUGAAGAUUUUAAGCAAGACAAUGUAGGCCAUUCAAACCAUUCAGACAAGAAAAAUGGCUCUGCUGGUCACAGUGCGUGUUUACAAAAUACAGAUGCUGAUGAUCCUGCUGCUCUUGAUCAUGUAUCAUUUUUAAAUGGAUUAAAUACAAAAUCUGGAAGCAAGGAUAUCUUUAUGCCAAAAGAACAAAUUACUUUGUGUAAAAAGCAGCCAAAGCAACAGACCCAGUCAGAAGGGGAAAAUACAGAUCAAUACCUAGAAAGUGGUAUUUCCUUUCAGAGUUAUGAUAACUUGAAUGAAUUUACAGAUAUGAAGCACCCCCUUGAAGAAUUAUCCAGUCAAAUUUAUUCUGCGCAUAGUAUUCAACAACACAAGCAAAGUGCAGGAUCAGAUUCGAUGAGUUAUGUACAUAGUAAACUUCCGUAUGUGCACCUGGAGUACACUCACCACUCCGAUAUUUCAGUCUGUCCAACUCCCUCUGGUACAAAAUCUGAGAACAAUGGCUGUCCAUCUCCUACCGUGAAGGAGUCCUCCUACACAUCUAACCAGUUACAGUCUAUGGAUGGUUCUCGUGAUGCUACAAUGGUGACUCCUGCCAUAAAAAUGAGUGGAAAGAGAGAAAAGUUAUAUAGCUGCAAGGGUGUCCAAUCCUCUUUUACUACGAAUUUUGAGGAUGUGGCCUCAACAAGUCCAACGGCAUUGAAAGGUGCAGCUUUAAAUCAGAAGCAAAUGCAACAAUCUGAAAAUCAGAUUGAAGGUCAAAGUGAUGUUGAAGGAAGCAGCAUUGAUAAUCCAGCUGAAUUGGAUUCAACUGUACAGGAGAGUUCUUGUCUUAGCUCUGUACUGAAUGAUAUCUCAGUUGAAGCAAGAAGUUUUCGCCAGCUGCAGCAAGUUAUGGAAAAGUUGGAUGUCAGGACAAAAUUGUGCAUAAGAGACAGUCUCUAUCGGUUGGCUAGGAGUGCCGAACAGAGGCAUAAUUGUGCUAAUCAAAGAAGUGGCAGUAUAGAUAGCAGAGAUACUAAUGGAGCAUUGAUGAUUGACGAAACAAACAAGUGCACUGGAUUUAUGGACAUUGAAACUGAUACAAAUCCAAUAGACCGGUCUAUAGCACACUUGCUGUUUCACCGACCUUCAGACCCAUCUAGAGUGCAUUCUAAAGAAAGAUCGCUUAGACCUCAUGUUUUGAUUCAUGAGUCUGUUUCUAAUCCGCCAAUGAUGACUGAGAAUCAGGUUUUCCAGGAAGAAACAACGGCUCGUGGUGAAAAAGAGACUGAUAACUAAUGACAGAUAAACUCUGGUUAGCAUCGGUUCAUCUAUUGUGAAAUAUUUUGUUAAGAAGUACUUUUAAUGUCUCAUAAAUAAUGUUUCCUGAGGCCCAAUGUCAGUGAAAGGUCAAUCCCAUGUGUUUGAUCUUGCCUGUUUUAUUUUUCUAGUAGUAUUUUUCGUUGUGUAUCCGGAGUAGCUAUGAAAAGUUGUUUGUUCUCUGAUCUAUCCUUUAGAGUCCAGAGUAUACUAUUCCUUCUGUUGUUAGAGUUGGCUCUCAUUUGUUACUGGCAAUUUUGCCUUCUCAUCUUUUAUUGACAUGUAUUCUAACUUGGUUCCAAGAUAUGUUAGGAUUAUCGAAAUAUUGACCUUCUAAACUUUGUUUGUAUCUAUUCUCGUUGGAUUUCUACUAUAUAUAAACUACAAAUCAUUGUAACUAAAUUUGCUUGUUUAAGCCAAAUGGACUUGUCGGUUUGACUCCA
Molecule: messenger RNA, 3311 nt
Organism: Humulus lupulus (European hop)
Lineage: Eukaryota; Viridiplantae; Streptophyta; Magnoliopsida; Rosales; Cannabaceae
Product: protein LNK1
Exons: 9
Coding region: 766-2847 (693 amino acids)
Biological process (GO): regulation of DNA-templated transcription; circadian rhythm
Source: RefSeq, a predicted model, not a curated record